Messenger RNA from Topomyia yanbarensis, 1467 nucleotides. RefSeq names its product protein CLP1 homolog (gene cbc). Gene Ontology annotation, biological process: tRNA splicing, via endonucleolytic cleavage and ligation. Gene Ontology annotation, molecular function: polynucleotide 5'-hydroxyl-kinase activity. Bases 151 to 1419 code for a protein of 422 amino acids. The record is from RefSeq and is a predicted model, not a curated record. Gene Ontology annotation, cellular component: nucleus; mRNA cleavage factor complex. The transcript is spliced from 2 exons. NCBI's taxonomy places the organism in Eukaryota, Metazoa, Arthropoda, Insecta, Diptera, Culicidae.
GUUCCAUUCGGAGCGAAUGUUAUUGCAACGUCUAUUUACUGUUAAAAUAGUAGCAGUCGGUUUUUGUUAAAAUUUAACAAAAACCGAUAUUAAAUAUUCUUAUUUUUUUAGUUAUAUUAACAUUUUAUUCGUUUUAUAAAACUAUCAGCAAUGAGCGAGGAGAACGAUGGACCCCGAACGGAGUACAAGCUGGAGACGGACUCGGAGCUUCGGUUUGAAAUUGAAAACAAGAAUGAAGUCACCGUCACGUUACUUAGUGGUUACGCAGAGCUUUUCGGCACAGAGUUGGUAAUGAAGAAACCAUACGUGUUCGGGGUGGGCGCAAAAGUUGCCAUUUUCACCUAUCACGGCUGUAUGAUUGAACUUCGUGGUAAACCUGACGUUGCCUAUGUAGCUCGAGAAACUCCGAUGGUACAGUAUCUUAACUGUAAUUCCGCACUAGAACAGUUGAGAGCUAAGGCCGAGCUGGACGACGUUCAGGGUCCAGUGGUGAUGGUUGUUGGCCCGAUGGAUGUAGGAAAGUCAACGCUUUGCAGGAUUUUCUUAAAUUAUGCAGUUCGAUUAGGACGCCGACCGAUCUAUGUUGAUUUAGACGUUGGUCAAGGUGUGAUUGCGAUCCCAGGGACAAUCGGAGCACUGCUGGUGGAAAGACCGGCUCCAGUGGCCGAGGGAUUCGCACAACAGGCUCCGUUGGUUUACCAUUUUGGACAUACGACGCCAUCCGAUAAUGACGUGUUCUUCAACGUUUUGAUUUCAAAACUGGCCGAAACUACCCUGGAACGGUUGCAGGCUAAUAAAAAGGCUAAAUAUUCAGGAAUGAUCAUCAACACAUGCGGAUGGGUAAAGGGUGGCGGUUACCAACACAUUUUACACGCGGUUAAGGUAUUUGAAGUCAAUGCCGUUUUUGUGAUGGACCAGGAACGUUUGUACAACGAACUGUUGCGUGAUGUGGAUCGUAAUGUUCAGGUUGUCUUUCUGCCUAAAAGUGGUGGCGUGGUAGAGCGCACAAAGUCACAGAGAGUCGAAUCUCGCGACAAUCGCAUUCGGGAAUAUUUCUACGGUUCCAAGAUGCCACUCUACCCGCAUUCCUUCGAUGUUAAGUUUGCUGAUGUUAAGCUGUUCAAAAUUGGCUCACCUGCCCUGCCGGACUCGUGUCUGCCGUUGGGCAUGAAAAAGGAGGAUAAUUUUACAAAACUAGUUCCGGUUCAGCCGGGACCGCACCUAAUGCAUCAUAUUUUGGCGGUGAGUUUCGCUGAGACUACCGAGGAAAAUGUGAUACAAUCGAACGUAGCUGGAUUCAUUUGCGUAACCAAUGUGAAUAUGGAGAAGGAAGUGCUGACGGUUCUGUCGCCCCAGCCGAGACCGCUGCCGCAGACGAUCCUGCUGGUGUCGGAUUUGCAGUUCAUGGAUAGUCACUGAAAGUGGGUUGAUGCACAUGUUGUAAAUAAAAAAAUAAUUUUUAAACUA